AUGCUUGGUGGUAAACUCCGUCCCAGUGAGAUCAAGGAAGACAAGGAUUACCGAAUCAAAGAAGGGGAGCGCAUCAACACAGAUAUCACAGCGCACGCCGCAACACUUGCUCUUGGCCUGAUAUAUCUCAAGACAGGAAACCGAUCCAUAUCUAGUAGACUGGAUGUUCCAACAACAUUCCACCAACUGGAAUACGUACGAGCCGACUUACUCCUCCUUCGCGUUCUGUCGAGGUCACUGAUACUCUGGGAAGAAAUCGAGGCAACUUCACAGUGGGUGACCUCGCAAAUUCCAUCGGUAGUCACAGACCUCCUGAACGCCGCCCCCAAAGAUCGUGCUAAGUUUCUGGGGCCACGGGGCUACAACUCUGCCGAGGCUAGAUUGCCCAUUGCACGACAGGUGUGGAUGUAUAUGAUCACUGGCUCGUGCUUUGCCAUUGGGUUGAAGUUUGCCGGGUCCGCUGAUGCCGAUGCACAGCGUGUUUUGAGGCUGUACGCCAUCCACGUGCUAUCUGCACGGCCAGCGGACUUCGAUCAAAGUCCCAAUAUUCUAACGUCGUGCGCGUUGGUGUGUCUGAAUGCGUUGUGCAUGGUCAUGGCGGGCACGGGCGAUCUACCCACCAUGCGACUGAUUCUUCGCUUCAAGAAGGAAAUGCAUCGCAGUUACGGCUCGAGCAUGAGCUUGAACAUGGGGCUGGGUCUGCUCUUUGUCGGGUCUGGCAUGUGCUCGUUGUCCACCUCUAACGAGGCCAUUGCGGCGCUUAUCUGCUCCUUCUAUCCCAUGUUUCCCGAGAACCCUACAGAUAAUCGAUAUCACCUCCAAGCGUUCCGUCAUUUGUUUGUGCUUGCGUUGGAGAGCCGUACAGUGAUUCCGCGCGAGACCGACGGAGGCGCUGCCGUGUCUGUGCCUCUGAUAAUCACCAUGCGCAAUGGGUGCACGCGCAAGGUGGUGGCCCCGUGUGUGUUGCCUGAGCUCAUGUAUAUGAAAAUGAUAUCGGUCGACAGUCCACGUUACCAUCCCAUACACAUCCCUGUCACCCCUGACACGCGCCUAACGCGACUGUGCGCUCUGGUGGUGCAGCGCAGGACUGGAUUUCUUCCCUAUCGAGAUGAUCCUAAUGGCAUUAGGAGGGCGUCACAUCCGAAACUGCUCGAAACCUCGCAACGUGCGCAAUUGAUGCGAAUGGUACGUGCAUACACACUCGAUGCCACGCUGCUGGCAUAUGCCGAAACUCUACUAGGUCGGGCCGAAGAGAACGAAUCAUUCAUCGCAAUACUAAGCGAGUGCCUGGCGAGCGGAACGCCGGAGCUCCUUUCCAGUUAUCUGGCAAUCAAUCACACGCUGAAGAUGGCGCGCACGACUCCCUGUAUACACAGCCUACAGAAUUUGCGACUAGCGAGAGCUUUCUACGCCCACAGGAGAAUAUGCGAGAAACCACCACUUAUGCUGCAGUCGUAUCUCGACUAUGUGCAUCAACAAGUCAGCUCAGCGCUUAUCAGUCCGAGUCCCAAUCUGGAUUCCGAGAUUGUACAAUCAUUACGCUCAGUAUACUUUUUUGGUGGCGCAGUAGGUCCGAACAAGGAUGUACAAGCCAUCCGCGACGCAUACGCACACCACACAGAACAACUGCCUCCCAUCUCGGCUAUGUCGAGGUUGGCUACUGAAUUCUCUUCGCUGAGCCCAGACACUCUUCUAUCUGUGAUGGACAGUGUCACCGGCGUGCCCAUUCUGUGAGCCACUCUAUGGCGUACACCACAUCAUUCAAUGGAUGCUAGAUGAACACAAAUAUUCUUUCCACACCACACUUGGCGCUGGCCAGGAGCUCGGAUCUAGAGACACAACCAUUUACACAAAGACAACAGGCUUGUGGCGGCUAGUUGGAAUCCGGCCAGAAAGCAAUGAGAUUUUGUCCUGAAAUCGAGAUUUAAAUAGGAUAAAACACACCAGUACGGCCCAACAAUUCCUCAGGUAUCAUUUGCAUGUAGCGCUCAGCUAGAAAGGAUCCAAAUACUCGAAUGAGAUUGAAAUACCAUGAAAAACCAACCCGGAAGCUAGAAAUUGGAGAUACAAGAAUCAUUAGUAAAUUCAUAGUGAGAGCUGGCAACAUCGGAAUGUUGAAGGCAAACCCC
Molecule: messenger RNA, 2129 nt
Organism: Sphaeroforma arctica JP610
Lineage: Eukaryota; Ichthyosporea; Ichthyophonida
Exons: 14
Coding region: 1-1734 (577 amino acids)
Biological process (GO): metaphase/anaphase transition of mitotic cell cycle; anaphase-promoting complex-dependent catabolic process; protein K11-linked ubiquitination
Cellular component (GO): anaphase-promoting complex
Molecular function (GO): molecular adaptor activity
Source: RefSeq, a predicted model, not a curated record